CCUGGGUUUAUCAGCCAGUAAGCCAGUAGACAGAAGCAGGGCACACAGUGAGAAAGAGAAAGAGCAAUAAGAGGGUGACUAUUGCUAGAGAUAAGCACGGCUGAAUCAAUCAAGAUGAACCACAGCUCCAAUGAGAAAGAACCUGAGACCAUAGAGCCACUCCGUUAUCUCAGUAAAACGGAGGCGGCGACUGUUGAGACGGAGCUCCUGAGGGACUAUCGCUUCGGACAGCAGCAGCUGAUUGAAAUAUGGGGCCAUGCUUGCGCUGUCGCCAUCACAAAGGCAUUUCCUUUGAGCUCCCUGAGUAAAAAGCAGCCCACCCUGCUGGUUGUUUGUGGUCCUGAGCAAAACGGCUCCAUUGGUUUGGUGUGUGCCCGCCAUCUGCGCAUGUUUGAAUAUGAGCCCACCAUUUUCUAUCCCAAGCGUUCUCCUCAGAGUUUGCACCAAGACUUCACCGUUCAGUGCGAGAAAAUGGACAUCCCUUUCUUGUCCUAUCUUCCGACGGAGGUGCAGCUGUUGAAUGAUGCCUACAAUGUGGUGAUCGACGCCAUCCUGGGACCAGAAACCGACCACAAGGAGGUUAAAGAGCCCUACGCUGGGAUGCUGGUGACUCUCAAACAGGUCAAAAUACCCAUCGUUAGUGUGGACGUGCCCUCAGGUUGGGAUGUUGACGAACCAGCCAAAGAUGGGAUAAAUCCAGAAGUUCUCAUUUCUCUGACGGCUCCCAAAAAGUGCGCAACGGGUUUCUCGGGAAAGCAUUUUCUGGCGGGACGAUUCCUGCCCUAUGACAUUCAGAAAAAAUAUGAACUUAAUCUGCCAGAAUUCCCCGGCACGGAAUGUGUUAUAGAACUGUAGCCAUUUAUACAGACUUAUAUUUUGAAUAACAAGGAUGUUUUUCCCCUUUUGUAUUUUAUAGAUUGUUCUGUGGCAUUCAGUUACUGACGAAUAUGACUAGACACUUUGAAUAGUUGAGUUUUCUGUGGAAGCUUGUUUCUGCUACAGAAUUAUAAAAUGCAUAAGGCAACAGCUAAUGAAUCUCCAUUUGUGACUUUUAUCUUGAAACUCUGAGUAUGUAUCCCAAACUCGCAAUUCUGAGGAAAAAAAGAAAACGAAAAAAGAUUUCUCGCACUUUGGUUUACAUCGCGCAAUUCUCACUCUUUUCGCUGUUGUUGUUUUUUUGCUACAGAAUUUAAAAAUACUAAUUUAUCAUUUUGUGACUUUUUUUUCUUGCAGUUGCGGCUUCUCAGAAUCGUGAGUUUAUAUCUCUUGAGUUAUAAACUCACAAUUCUGUUUUUAGAUCUCACUUUUUUUCUCAGAAUUACAAGAAAAAAGACGUAGUUGUCUUUUACAUUUUUUUUAUCUUGUAGCAGAAACAAGGAAUCAGUCCUAAGAGAUGGGUUUAGAAUUAUUUAUUCAAUUUUGCAAAUUUUUGACAUUUACAGUGUGUCUGUUAAGUUCUCAAAAAGUCUUUUUAAUGUUAGAUAUAUUCAAAGUGCAUUACCCUGAUAGUGCCUCCAGUCUAAUGUGCACGACACCUACAAACCCAACGCAUUUCUGCUGGAAUUUUACUCCAAUGACAAAUGUAUUUAUCUGUACUUUAUUUGACAGUUUGUAUAGUAUAAUAAUAAUCCCAGGAUGACAAACGUGUGUAAAUCAUUUUGUUUUUACUAUAGACUGCUCAAUGUACAUGUGUUUUCUUAGUUCUUAUAGGUUGAAUGAAUAAAUGAUCUAUGUAAAAAAAAAAA
This is a messenger RNA of Puntigrus tetrazona (Sumatra barb), 1745 nucleotides long. It is a transcript of the gene yjefn3, whose product is annotated as YjeF N-terminal domain containing 3. NCBI's taxonomy places the organism in Eukaryota, Metazoa, Chordata, Actinopteri, Cypriniformes, Cyprinidae. Gene Ontology annotation, molecular function: NAD(P)HX epimerase activity. The record is from RefSeq and is a predicted model, not a curated record. The transcript has 6 exons. Bases 115 to 855 code for a protein of 246 amino acids. Gene Ontology annotation, cellular component: mitochondrion.